This is a messenger RNA of Myripristis murdjan (pinecone soldierfish), 3062 nucleotides long. RefSeq names its product RAS and EF-hand domain containing 2 (gene rasef2). The transcript has 17 exons. The record is from RefSeq and is a predicted model, not a curated record. The coding region runs from base 149 to 2149 and encodes 666 amino acids. NCBI's taxonomy places the organism in Eukaryota, Metazoa, Chordata, Actinopteri, Holocentriformes, Holocentridae. Gene Ontology annotation, molecular function: GTPase activity; GTP binding; calcium ion binding.
UUAUAUGACUGACGGCUGAUAGGUUGCUAACGCGCAUGACCACGGAGCUACUGAACACAGCUGUGUCCGCGAGAGGCUGCGGAUUAUUUAACUGUUUCACCUUCUAUGUGUUCUGACUGUUGUUUUUGUUGUUGUUGUUUACAAGACAAUGGACAGACACAGCCUCCACAGGUUAUUUUCGGCGUGUGACGUCAAUAAGUCAGGUACUAUUGAGUACGAGGACUUCACCGCCGUGUGCCGCGAGCUCAACGUGCCCGAGAACGAGAUCAAAACUUUGUUCAACAAGUUCGACGCGGACCGGGACGGAUACAUCGACUACAGCAACUUUUCGUCCAGGUUUCAGGAGGUUUCCGAGACGCUGGACCUGGCGUCCUUCGGAGCGGGGUCUGGCCAGAGCCAAGGCUGUCCGUGGGAAGAGUUUCUGGGCAGGAUAGAGGGUGCAGGUGCUCCUCUCUCCCAAAGUCUUCGGGACCAGUUGGCUGAAUUGUACCAGGCCGUCUACUCCUCUGCAAACGUUGCACUGCUGCAGCAGUAUGAGGAUGUCAUCCGCACUUUCAUAAAUCAAAGCAUGGACUACAGACUAGAAAGUGAACAGCUGGAGAGCAGUUUGAAGCGAGCCGAGGAGCUGAACAAUAGUCAACUGGUAGAACUGGAGGACGAUAUACAGCGACAACUUGCUAGAGCAGAAGAGAGCGUGAGAGACGAGGAGCGUAAGAAAAUGGAAGUAAUCACGGCCACCUUGCAGAGGAGGCAUGAGAACGAGGUUGCAGACCUGCAGACAACUGUGGACAGGCUGGUAAAGAUCCAGGAGGAAUCUGAAAUCAACCAUUCAAAGGAGGAAGUUGUCAGACUGAACAGACAAAUCAGUGAUCUUACACAGGAAAACGAGCAGCUGCGGAGCUCUCUGCUGAAAGCCCAGACAAACAUCGCCGUUCUGCACUCUGAGCUAGACAAGCUGAAGAACAUGUACGCAGAUCAGAAAGUCCAACAUGAAAGAGAGAGUGAUGACUUGAAGAGAAUGGUGCUGGAGUACCAGUCCUACUCCACUCAGAUUCAGAUUCUUCAGGAAAUGAACAAAAAACUGUAUGACAGUAAUGACGGCCUGCGCUCUGCAUUAGCCAGUGAAGUUGUCGCAGCUAAAAGGAGGCUGUCUCCCCAAAAUGAAAUCCCAGCCAGGAGGAUGAAGCCCCUCCAUCAAAGCACACUCAACCACAGCAGUGCAGAGCAGGAUUCCAGCAAGUUGGACUACUCACAUGUGGCCAGCUGGGCUGAUAAGUACCUGGACAGUGGAGUUACCCUGCCAAUGGACACUGCUGAGAGCUCAGGCAGCGAUUACGACAGCGAUGACAGUAUAAACUCGGUGGAAACUGUGCAUCACAGUUACUCAUAUGUCCCAUCUGAUGUUGAGAUAUCUGACGUGAAAUCUGAGGCUGCAGUGUCAGUUGCUCCUAGCAGAGCCAGCUCAUUCGCAUCAUCAAUACGAAGACGUUUGUCUGCCUUUUCAACAAAGCCAUCAGAAGCAGACAGCAUAGUAGAAAAUGAGGAGCCUGCUCCAAUGUACCGCCUGGUUUUAGCUGGAGAUGCAGGAGCUGGAAAGUCGAGCUUUCUGCUGAGGCUGACGCUCAAUGAUUUUAGAGGAGACAUUCAGACAACACUGGGGGUUGAUUUUCAAAUUAAGAAGAUGCUGGUGGAUGGAGAAAAAACUAGCCUCCAGAUAUGGGAUACAGCCGGGCAAGAGAGGUUCCGCAGUAUCGCCAGGUCCUAUUUCCGUAAAGCUCAUGGAGUCCUUCUCCUCUAUGAUGUUACUUCAGAAAGCAGUUUCCUUAAUGUCAGAGCGUGGGUGGAUCAGAUUCAGGAAUCAACAGACGAGCACAUCCCAAUGUGUGUUAUUGGAAACAAGGUGGACCUUCGGGACGAGCUGCCGGAGGGAAGCUGUGUGAGCGCUGUGCAUGGGGAGAAGUUGGCCAAGGCAUACGGUGCCUUGUUCUGUGAAACGAGCGCCAAAGAGGGAACCAACGUUGUUGAAGCAGUGCUUCACCUGGCAAGAGAAGUAAAGAAAAAUGUCAAAGUGAGACGACAGUCAGAUUCUCAAGUCAGACUGACUCCAACAAAUCCAAAGAAGACUCUGAACAGCUGCUGUGGACUGUAGAUAUCAACUCUCUGCAGUGAAGCAGUGAUACGAUUUGAUUUUGGCAUGAAGAGCUUUUAACUGUUGCACUACACUGUAUACCAACCACUGCAAGGCCAUUUCCUCAUGUGUAUGUUUUUUUUUUUAACCUUUUUAAAUGUUUAACUCUAAAAUGUUCAAUAUGUUUUGGUAAAUAUUUUAAGGUUGAUUAUUUGAUUAAAAUGAAGGUUUCUGAUGCUGAAGUUAUCAAAUGUACAAGUUAUCAAACGCACACUACUACUGGAAUCAUGCUUACAGUUAUAUUCCUUUUAAAAGUUUUGUAUUUAUUUAGUGGUAAAUGCAGUUUUAUGGAAUAAACAAUAUUUGCACAUCGGUGCAACAAUUUAGAUAGAAAAAUUAUAUUAAAUGAUUUCUUAAAUCAUAAAAAUGUGAGUACUGAUUCUGUUGAAAUGAAUGCAUAUGGUUUUUUGUUUGUUUUUUGCCCGUACAAAGGGAGACCAGAGUCCUGUUAUAGGAAUGUAGAUUUGAUUUCUUCCGAAAUACAUAAAAACAGACUGAGGUUUUUCUUUGACAUUUUUAUUAAGCAUUAAUGUAAGCAAUAUGACACUGCAGUUCUGACACAUUCAGUAUAUGACAGCAUAUCUUAUGGACACCUGACAAAUACUUUACAGCAGUUUUGAUUUUUUUAUUGUGUAUGUGGGCAUACAUGCAGUGCAGAAAUACCUGUAGUUAAUUUUACUGCAUGUGUAUUAAAUCAUUUACCAGUAGUCCAGUGCUAUUUUUAAAAUGUGGGAAUGAAUAGGAUUUUGUGAUUAUAAAAGUGUUGUUUACUAACACGGGUUUGUAGUUUGGCUACAGUACUCAAUUUAUAUAUUGUGUCCAGUUAUGCUUUUUUUCUGUUACCAGAAUGUCUACAACUAUUUUUUUUUUUUUU